UUCAGUUCAAAACGAAACACCAUUGCGGGUGGUGGACGCGUGUUGCUCCGUGUUAAUUCUUCUCUAAACUAAACUAAAUUUUUGCACAAGUUUGUGUUUUUUAAUUUUUUGUAUUCCAAACCAGAAACCUAUGUAUGAAAUAUAAAUAAAGAAAAUAAAAAUAAACAAAUACUUAUUCUGUGACCUAGAAUUGAGUACUAAAGGUGAAAGGUUUUUGUCGAUAUUUUUGCAAUUGUAAUGAAAUUGUUUUUAUCGGGUGCGGGUCGGUCGGAACCUUCGCGGAGUCACGAUCAGCUGUCAAAAUUGUCACAUAUCUGCUCUAGAAAUUUGUUGUUUUUUUAUUUCAAUUAACGGUUUGUUGUGAAUUGGCAAUUUUGUUUUAUUUGUUGUUUAAGUAAUUUUUUUAUUUCGUGGCUGGCUAAAGCAUCUCGCAAAGAAAAAAGAAAAUAUAGUGAAAGGAGCAUAAAAUCAUCGUCGUCCUCGAAGAGCUGUCACCUGCAGCAGCCGCGUCGGGUCGGUGAUGUAAGGGGUCAAACAGGGACUCUAAGUAGCCUUGUUUGUCUAAUGUCUGCUUCGUAUUUCUUGAAAUUAAAUUAAUUUCAUGAGUUUCUUUAUUUUCCCGUUCAAAGUGAAUUUUCCAAACAAAAUUAGAAGCAAAUUUGCAAAAUAAAUUAGUAAAGAAAAGAAGUGAAGGAAGCAAAUUAGUAAAAAAAAAUAAUAAAAAAGAGGAAAAUAAAAAUAUUUAAUAAGUCUUUUUGUAAUAAAGUUUCUCUUCGGUGGAUUUUCUAAUGGUGUAGGUGUUUUUCAUUUCGUUCCGGUCGCGUGUGCCGUGCCGUAUACCGUUCGUUCUAUCUCGCUUUUAUCUGCACAAGAUUUUGAAAUAUCCUCGAAUUUGUGCGUGUGUUGGUGUUUUAAUUAGAAGAAUAUAACUACAGUACAGCAAUAGAGUGUGGGAUGAUUGUGGAUUUUGUUUUUGGAUUACAUUUCUCUUUACUUCGGUGCGGUUGUACUUUGUUUGGGUACUCUUUUGGCGUGCAUUGACAUUUGUCAAGGUAAGGAUGUCACUUUUAUUAUUAUUCCGAAGAGUACUCUCUCAAACUAUUUUCAAGUUGACACAAUAAUAAUAACUUAAAGCCUACCAACGCAGGAAACUGAAUUUUUUAAAAUUUUAUUCAAUUGUGACAUAUUUUCAUGUAUAUAAAGUUAAAUGCAUCGUUCAACUAUUUUUGCUGUUGUGUAUUGAGCGGAUCGGUGUUGUUUCAACGGACAGACAAAAACUAAAAGGAUACAAAAUAAAUCUUCCAGACGAAGUUAUAAGCCAAAAUAACAAUACAAACAAAUCUGCUUCAAUAAACCAAAAAUUACUUUGGAGAAAAUCAAGAAAAAUAACUCUAAAUGAGGACGAAAAAGCAAAUAACCUCACGUGGUUAUCGUAAAACAAAUGAAAAAUUUAAAAACUCCCAAGGAGCUCGACUGAAACGCUCAUCAAUAACUAAAAGCUGAAAAAUCUUCCUUUAGCCCGUCACGUGCGUUAUCGUCGUUAUAUUGUCGUUUGUCUCUUUUUCGAUUAGAACUUAAGACAAAAAUUCAAAAAAUAAAAUACAAAUAAAACUACCAUACAGCACUUUUGAGAUAUUAUAAAUAAUUAUUUCAACUUGCAACAAAAUAAAUUACAACAGACUAAAACCUCAUAAUAAAAUAAUAAUUAUUAUAUAAACACAAAUUUGGAGGCUACACAGAAAACAAAUCUAACCAAAUUAUUUUGUAACUGUAUAAACUAUAACUAAAUAUAUAUAUUAAACACUCGUAUCUCUUAAGUGUACUUAAACUUUAAUAUUAUUGUUUGUUCAAAACCGCACAAGAAUUUCGAACUCCAAAAAAUAAAAAUCCUUCAAUAAUGUUCACCAGACGAAAUUGGUUACUGCGUUGCAGUAUCAUCAUUAAUGUAGCGGUAAUUCUGUACCUUGGGAGUCAUGUUAUGAUUGGUGGAGGAAGUAAUUUCUCGACGGGAUCAGCGUAUAUAAUCCAAGAUGAGGUGCCCAAAGCUCAACAUUUAGAAGGUGUACCGCCCUUUAAGGGUGAGCAAGCGAAUGUAAGAGAGCCGUUGUCACAACAGGAUCAAAGUCCUCAGUCAACUUCUGAGGAUAAACCGCAACAACUGCAGCAACAGCGCCAAAUACAACAACAACAGCAACAGCAAACCCAACCCCAACAGCCAGAAGAAGAUGAAGCUCCGGCGGCAGUGGGAAAUGAUGGUCCCACACCGGAGCAUCCUCUUGUUUUAGAAUUAAAAAUGAUCCCCGACAAGAAAAUCUCGGAAGCACCGACUGAUUCAACACUGGAUGCUGGAGGCAUCCAAGAGUCUAGUUCUUAUGUUAAUAAUUCAAGUCCCGAUGGCUAUAUGGUCACCGGUGACGAAAAAGACUUUGAUGAGAGACUGCGCUCACUGCUGAAGUGCCAUGAACGGGAUUAUAAGCCGGUGACUUUGCAACGAGGUGAUUUUUGGGUGCUACAGAAUUAUGUGCGGGCCGAUCAUGGUGAGCUUAAGUGCCAUGAAACUAUUACUUAUACCACGCACGCUGAUUACACAUUUUUGGAUAAUCUUAUUCCAUUGCUUGAGAGAUGGAAUGCACCAGUAAGCAUAGCCUUACAUGCGCCCGGCACUGACUUUGCGCCAACUGUAAAUUCAAUAAAAUACCUAAGAGACUGCCUGCCCGAUAGUAACCUCGUUCGACAAUUUGUCACAUUUCAUAUAUAUUUUAGUACGAAACAUAUCCCUAAGGCUGUGCCCAAAAGUGAUCAGGUACUAAGUUCAGCCUAUAAUUGUACCAUACCACCGCCAUUUUUUAAUUUAUCUGGCGGUCAUCUGUAUAAGACACAAAAAAAACUACUAUAUCCGGUAAAUGUUGGCCGAAAUAUUGCACGAGAUGCAGCAUUAACACAUUUUAUAUUGGCAAGUGAUAUUGAGCUAUACCCAAAUCCGGGUUUGGUGAAAAAGUUUUUAGAAAUGAUUGCAAGAAAUGAGGCGUAUUUACAUCGAAAGGCACCAAGAGUCUUUCCUCUAUCAAUAUUCGAAGUUGAAAGUUCGGCGGCUGUGCCAAGAGACAAAACCGAACUACAAGAACUCCUACGACUUGGCAAAGCCAUUCCAUUCCACAAACGGGUGUGUUCCAGCUGUCAUGGAGUGCCUAAAUCCAAAGAAUGGAUGGCUGCCAAUGAAACAGAAGAACUAGGCAUAUUCCAUAUUGGCAAAAGAGUUGGCUAUUUUGUUCAUUGGGAGCCAAUUUAUAUUGGAACAAAUGCUGAUCCUCAUUAUGAUGAGCGAUUAAGUUGGGAAGGCAAAAGUGAUAAAAUGACUCAGGGAUAUGCCCUGUGUGUCCUGGAUUAUGAAUUUCAUAUAUUGGACAAUGCAUUCCUAGUCCAUAAGCCGGGCAUAAAAGUUCUUAAAAAGGAUCCUCGGCGUGCCAUGUUAGCGGGAAAAACAAAUCAGCUAAUUAAAAAAAUCAUUUAUCCUGAAUUAAGAAUAAUGUAUGGCCAACGAAAAGGAUGCGCGGUAUAGUAAUUAUGAUAAAUAUCCUUUUUUCCUUCCUCUUCAAAGAAUGAUAAAGAAGAAAAGACUUAAAUUAGAUGCGAGUAGACAAAUUAGUAAAAAAGGAUAUUUAUCGGAGAUCAUUAAGAAUUUACUAAGUAAACUUAUCUGAUUUUUUUAUAAAUGUAAGUAAAUAUAUAUAACACACACAUCCAUAUGUAUGUUUAUAUAUAUAAGAAAAAAAAAUAAUGUAUACCAACCUAUACAACAACAAAAAACUGACUUGCACAUCACACAUGCAUGAAGUAUUUUUAUUGUUUUUUAUUUUUUAAAGUUUUUUUUUGUAUACAUACUUAUAUAUUUAUUUAAUGAGUGUUACAUAGAAAUUACUUAUGUAUAGUAAAAAUCGAUAAAAUUGUGUAUUACAAUGAUGGGAACCAACAAUUAUAUAACAAUAUGCGUGUGUGUUUGUGUAGUAAUCGUGAUCUGUUAUAAAAUAGCUCGUUUUCUGUUUUAUUUUAUGUUUUUAUUUUGUAUUUAUAAACUAAUUGUAAAUGUAUUCUUUGUACUUUAUGUGUAAAACGUCGAAAAGUUUUGUUUUAUAAGAUAUUAUCUAUACCUAUGUAUGUAUGUAGUUUGUUGAGAGCCAACAGACGUAUUUAGAACUUGUAUAGAUUAAGGAUAUGUUUUUUUUUUAAAUAAAGUUUGAUUAAGAAUUGUAUUAUAUUGUAAAGAUUUGAAAUAAGAAUGUAAUUUUAUAUUGAA
Messenger RNA from Eupeodes corollae, 4294 nucleotides. Its product is annotated as beta-1,4-glucuronyltransferase 1. The transcript is spliced from 9 exons. The record is from RefSeq and is a predicted model, not a curated record. The coding region runs from base 1898 to 3559 and encodes 553 amino acids. NCBI's taxonomy places the organism in Eukaryota, Metazoa, Arthropoda, Insecta, Diptera, Syrphidae.